UUUUUCUCCGCAUGUGUUGCUGAUUUUCGUUUCGAAAUUGCGUAAAAACGUGAUCAUUUCGUGAAAAAGCAGUGCUUUAUUGUAAAAAAAAACUAAGAAUGCAACCGCAAAUAGUAUUAUUGAAGGAGGGUACUGAUACUUCUCAAGGAAAACCUCAACUUAUUUCCAAUAUUAACGCUUGUCAGUCAAUUGUAGAUGCGGUGCGUACCACGCUUGGCCCAAGGGGCAUGGACAAGUUGAUUGUGGAUAACAAUGGCAAAGCUACAAUCUCCAACGAUGGUGCUACUAUAAUGAAACUAUUGGAUAUUGUGCACCCGGCCGCGAGAACAUUGGUAGAUAUAGCGAAAUCGCAGGAUGCCGAAGUUGGAGAUGGAACUACCAGCGUAGUUCUAUUGGCUGGUGAAUUCCUCAAGCAAUUGAAACCCUACGUUGAAGAAGGAGUACAUCCUAGAAUUGUUAUCAAAGCUGUACGAAAGGCUCUUAGUUUGUGUGUUGCUAGAAUUAACGAACUGGCAUUCAAAAUCGAAAAGAGCGACGACGAAAAGCAUCGCGCUCUGCUAGAAAAAUGUGCAGCUACCGCAAUGAAUUCGAAAUUGAUUCACCAGCAAAAAGAUUUCUUCUCUAAAAUGGUUGUCGACGCUGUUACCACUUUGGACUCUUUACUUCCACUUAAUAUGAUCGGUAUAAAAAAAGUCAACGGUGGUGCUUUGGAGGAUUCUUUACUUGUUGAUGGGGUAGCUUUCAAGAAAACAUUUUCUUAUGCCGGUUUCGAGAUGCAACCUAAAUCUUACGACAAUGUAAAGAUUGCUCUUUUGAACAUUGAGUUGGAACUGAAAGCCGAACGUGACAAUGCUGAAGUUCGCGUUGAUAAUGUGAAAGAAUACCAAAAAGUUGUCGAUGCAGAAUGGCAGAUUCUGUAUGAUAAACUGGAGAAAAUUCAUAAAUCGGGAGCCCAAGUUGUCCUCUCUAAACUUCCGAUCGGUGAUGUAGCGACACAAUACUUUGCAGAUCGUGAUAUGUUCUGUGCUGGGCGUGUUCAGGAAGAAGAUCUGAAACGUACUCUCAAGGCUUGCGGAGGCGCUGUUAUGACAACGGUACAGGAUAUUGGCGAUAACGUUCUGGGAAAGUGUGCUCAUUUCGAAGAACGACAGGUUGGAGGAGAACGGUUUAACAUUUUCCAGGGCUGCCCUAAUGCGAAAACGUGCACGCUGAUCUUGCGUGGAGGUGCUGAGCAGUUCUUGGAAGAAACGGAACGCUCAUUGCAUGAUGCAAUUAUGAUUGUGAGACGCACGAUACGAAACGAUUCGGUUGUUGCUGGUGGUGGUGCUAUCGAGAUGGAACUAUCCAAAAUGCUGCGUGACUAUUCUCGUACCAUUGCUGGCAAAGAGCAGCUACUCAUUGGAGCAAUUGCAAAAGCUCUAGAAGUAAUACCUCGUCAGCUUUGCGAUAAUGCUGGGUUCGAUGCCACCAAUAUUCUCAAUAAACUGCGCCAGAAACAUGCCCAAGGCUGUCAGUGGUACGGUGUCGAUAUUCUUAAGGAACACAUUGCCGACAACUUUGAAGCGUUUGUUUGGGAACCAUCAGUGAUUAAAAUCAACGCUCUGACAGCGGCUUGCGAAGCAACCUGCAUGAUUCUGUCUGUGGAUGAGACUAUUAAGAGCCCCAAAUCCGCUGGAGGAGAUAUGCCACAGGCUCCAAUGGGUCGUGGAAUGGGCCGUCCGUUCUAAGUAUAUACAUUCGUUUUGAAUCUAAUAUCUAUCACUAAAGAAAAUUUUAAAAAUUAAUCAUCGCGUCACAAGUUUCGAAUUGCCGUUCGAUAAGAUACUAACUCCGCCUAACUGACAUAAUCAUCCUUUACGUUACUUAUGAAAACCGCUUAUAAUUUAAAAUAAUGCCACAAACGAAAUUAAACUAUUGAAUUAAGUUCGUAUGU
This is a messenger RNA of Sabethes cyaneus, 1933 nucleotides long. It is a transcript of the gene CCT7, whose product is annotated as T-complex protein 1 subunit eta. Gene Ontology annotation, biological process: protein folding. The record is from RefSeq and is a predicted model, not a curated record. Gene Ontology annotation, cellular component: chaperonin-containing T-complex. NCBI's taxonomy places the organism in Eukaryota, Metazoa, Arthropoda, Insecta, Diptera, Culicidae. The transcript is spliced from 5 exons. Gene Ontology annotation, molecular function: ATP-dependent protein folding chaperone; ATP hydrolysis activity; ATP binding. Bases 99 to 1727 code for a protein of 542 amino acids.